GAGCAGCGGUCCCCGCGCAGGCUUGGCCGCGCACUCCCGCCCUCUGCCCGCUGCCCCGGCUCCUCCCUCCUCCGGAGCUUCUCCUUGGGGCGGCCGCGCGGGAGAGAGGCCGAGAUGGCUGAUGAGAUCGCCAAGGCUCAGGCCGCCCGGCCUGGUGGCGACACGAUCUUCGGAAAGAUCAUUCGCAAGGAAAUCCCAGCCAAAAUCAUUUUUGAGGAUGACCAGUGUCUUGCUUUCCAUGACAUUUCUCCUCAAGCACCAACACAUUUUCUGGUGAUACCCAAGAAACAUAUAUCCCAGAUUUCUGUAGCAGAAGAUGAUGAUGAAAGUCUUCUUGGACAUUUAAUGAUUGUUGGCAAGAAAUGUGCUGCUGAUCUGGGCCUGAAGAAGGGUUAUCGAAUGGUGGUGAAUGAAGGUUCAGAUGGGGGACAGUCUGUCUAUCACGUUCAUCUCCAUGUUCUUGGAGGUCGGCAGAUGAAUUGGCCUCCUGGCUAAACAUGUUUUAGGGAUAAUUUUCCCUUCUCUAGGCAAUGAUCAAUAUUUGCAAGUUCCAAUAUGUUAAAUAGUAUACGUAUUUUUGCCUGUGUAUGGAGAGAUUGAGGGAAUAAAGGCCCAUAAAUAAAAGAUAAUGUUGCAUGGUUUACAAUCUCUCUGAAACCUGUGUUUGCUUUAUUAAAAAAAAAAAAAUGUUGGAAUGUAUGAAGGUAGAAUUCAUAAUUUGGGUAUUCUUUUUUCUCCCUAAUGUAUACUAAACAUAUGUACAUUGUUAAAAUGGUAUGACUGGUUUCUGAAGACAAAUACAAGAUUUCACAAAUUUUUAGCUUUGCAAUACCCUUUUAGGGUAAAAUAUUAGUCCAGGUGGAGAUUUUCUAAUCUAAUUUUCUCAAUACUUAAGAACAAAAGAGUAUCUUAUGUGAUUGAUCCAGAAAGUGAAUGUUUUGGGUCUAAGAGCAAUGGUUUUUGUCAAGCCCACGUUCCCCCUGGACUGUUGGGGUAAUUUGGAAGGAAUAAAAGUAGAUUUGUCACAGAAUCUUUGAUGACCAUA
Molecule: messenger RNA, 1045 nt
Organism: Neofelis nebulosa (Clouded leopard)
Lineage: Eukaryota; Metazoa; Chordata; Mammalia; Carnivora; Felidae
Gene: HINT1
Product: histidine triad nucleotide binding protein 1
Exons: 3
Coding region: 115-495 (126 amino acids)
Biological process (GO): purine ribonucleotide catabolic process
Cellular component (GO): cytoplasm; nucleus
Molecular function (GO): hydrolase activity
Source: RefSeq, a predicted model, not a curated record